AUGGACCCCAAGGACCGCAAGAAGAUCCAGUUCUCCGUGCCCGCGCCCCCCAGCCAGCUCGACCCCCGCCAGGUGGAGAUGAUCCGGCGCAGGAGACCAACCCCUGCCAUGCUGUUCCGGCUCUCAGAGCACUCCUCGCCAGAGGAGGAGGCCUCGCCCCACCAGAGAGCCUCAGGAGAGGGGCAUCACCUCAAGUCGAAGAGAACCAACCCCUGUGCCUACACACCCCCUUCACUGAAAGCCGUGCAGCGCAUUGCUGAGUCUCACCUGCAGUCCAUCAGCAAUGUGGGUGAGAACCAGGCCUCGGAGGAGGAGGAUGAGCUGGGGGAGCUGCGGGAGCUGGGCUACCCAAGAGAAGAGGAGGAGGAGGAGGAGGAGGAGGAGGAUGAAGAAGAGGAGGAGGAGGAGGACAGCCAGGCCGAAGUCCUGAAGGGCAGCAGAGGGUCUGCUGGGCAGAAGACAACUUGUGGCCAAGGUCUGGAGGGUCCCUGGGAGCGCCCGCCUCCUCUGGAUGAGCCUCAAAGAGACGGAAGCUCUGAGGACCAAGUGGAAGACCCGGCAUUAAAUGAACCCGGGGAGGAGCCACAGCGCCCUGCCCACCCUAAGCCUGGCACAUAGGCACCCAGCCCUGCAUCUUCCGGAAGGAAGUGGAGGGGGCAUUGCUGUUCCCCAGAAACCCUCUCUGUCCCCACCCUAUUUUGUACCCUUCCCCUCACUUGCUAGGGCUGUGGCUUCUGACUUUUAGAAGACUAAGGCUGGUCUGUGUUUGCUUGUCUGCCCACCUUUGGCUGAUGCCCAGUGUCUCUGGGCACUUGCUGCCUGAUGCCUACCCCUGCCAGUCAUUCCCCCAUUCACCCAGUGGGAGGUGGGUUGUGAGAGAGCUUGCAUUGGGAAACCCAGGAAAUGGGGGACAAAGGUUCAUCCUUCACACUUCUACUCCCCAGACCCUCUCCCUUGGGCACAGGAAACCCAUAGGGCAGGACCCUAAGAUCUGGGGAAAGAGGGUACUGAGAACUUUAAGUGCCCAUAGAGCCUUCUCCAUCCCCUGGGGAAUUCCAAGCUACCACCCCUCUCACUGGCUUCUACCAGGGCCCAGGAUUCAGGCAUCCUUUCCACAGCCUCAACAUUUUGGAAAUCUUCCCCUCAUCACUAGCUCCCCAGCCUGGGUGCCUGGAAGAUGGACUGGCAGACGCUGCUUUGUUGCGUUUUGUUUGUGCUUUGACGCCAGGAAUGCCUUCUAGUAUAAGUCCUUAGAGGGGCACACGGUGGGGGAGCCAGGCUCUCCUUGUCCUCCAGCUGCUCUGCCCUCUUCCCCUCUUCCCUGACUCCAGGCCUGAACCGCUCCUGUGCUGUAAUAAAUCUUUGUAAAUAAC
This is a messenger RNA of Hippopotamus amphibius kiboko, 1373 nucleotides long. RefSeq names its product protein phosphatase 1 regulatory inhibitor subunit 1B (gene PPP1R1B). NCBI's taxonomy places the organism in Eukaryota, Metazoa, Chordata, Mammalia, Artiodactyla, Hippopotamidae. Gene Ontology annotation, cellular component: cytoplasm. The record is from RefSeq and is a predicted model, not a curated record. Gene Ontology annotation, molecular function: protein phosphatase inhibitor activity. Bases 1 to 618 code for a protein of 205 amino acids. The transcript is spliced from 7 exons. Gene Ontology annotation, biological process: intracellular signal transduction.